AUGAACUCUAUAGAUCCAAGUCCAGUGUGGUGGGUCUCAUCUGACUGUGUGAAGAAGAAUAAGUCUGCAGUGAGAGAAUGUGUCGAUGGUUCAUCCUCUUCCUCUUCCUCUCCCUCUUCCUCUUCCUGGGGUCUGGAGGUGAAUUGUUCAGACUCGGUGCGUCUGGUCUCGGGGCCCAGUCUGUGCUCAGGAUCAGUGCAGAUCUGGGACCAGUCCUGGACCUGGGUCUGUGAAGGGGCCUUGGACCAGCAGGGGGCAGAGGUGCUGUGCAGGGAGCUGGGCUGUGGGGCUCCUUCUCUCCUCCAGGGGGCGCUCUCUCCUCUGAAGCAGACGUUCCACUGUGAGGGCCAUGAGUCUGCUCUGAUGGACUGUCCCCGCUCCGGCUCAGAGACCUGCUCCUCUGGAGCCGCUGUCAACCUCACCUGCUCAGAGCCGCUCAGGCUGGUGGGAGGGGCCAGUCGCUGUGCUGGGACUGUGGAGAUGAAACACAGAGGAGAGUGGAGAUGGAUGGUGCACUAUGGACUCCCUGGACUCUGGUUCCUGGGGGACAUAUCUGCUGUCCAGGGUGGAGAGUCUCACCUGUCUGUGUGA
Messenger RNA from Periophthalmus magnuspinnatus, 591 nucleotides. RefSeq names its product scavenger receptor cysteine-rich type 1 protein M130-like. The record is from RefSeq and is a predicted model, not a curated record. NCBI's taxonomy places the organism in Eukaryota, Metazoa, Chordata, Actinopteri, Gobiiformes, Gobiidae. The transcript has 5 exons. Gene Ontology annotation, cellular component: membrane. Bases 1 to 591 code for a protein of 196 amino acids.